AUGCCAUUACUAGCACCAUCUCUCUUGAACUCGGUCGUCUCACAGGCCACGGGCGUGCAAUCGAUACGCGCUCGACUGCUUUCUACUGCAUUAUCGCUUGAAGAAGAGGACGACGAUGUGGAUGACGUUGAGACUGUUGAUCUGCGCUCAACGCUGUCGUCGUCUGUCGCGUCUUCUGGAACUCGUUCGCACUCGACGGGUGAGUCGUACGCGCAGCUGGAGAUGGACUUUAAUGCAGCGGUUCUGUUUGUUGAGAGUUACCAGGGACCACAUCGUAUUCUGACGCAGGAAAAUUCAUCUCCGAAGAAAAAAUUGUACGCUUUCUAUCAACAGGCUACAGUUGGGCCAUGUCCGACCACGACGUCGUCUGUUGGAUUGAGUGAAUUGGAGCUGUCAAAGUGGAAGAAAUGGCAACAUUUGGGGCACAUGACAAAACAGGAAGCAAUGAAAUGUUAUAUGACGGUACUGGACGAUCUCGUAGAUGAUUGGCGACGUAGCGCCAAUGUGUGGAGCAGCUCAAUGGGAACAAGUGACGACUUUAUUGAUCGACGGUCAACUGAUGGAGACACUGCGACGCCUAAUCGACUGAAGAGGUCCAUUAGUAUGUUUGAGCAUUUACCCUUGAUGAAUGGGAAACUGAGAGAAUUGCAGGACCGGGUAGAGGAUGAGGCCACGAAACGCAACGAGCUGGAAACCCACUUGCUUCACGUUACGCGGGAUACCCGCGACAUGUUUGUCGAGCAGAAUGGGCAAAUGGAGCAGAUUUGCAAGAACUUAAUGACACUAGUCAAGAAUCUAGAGGAUAAUGUCAUGCAACACUCGACCGAGUUGCAGCGAUUGACAAUGUGGCAGCAACAGGUGAUGACACAAGCAGAGAAUUCAAUCUCGGUAGCUGUGAAAGCUCGUGUGGGGCACGUGUUGGUCAUUCUUAAACGGUGGCUGCAAAAACGCUCGAUCCGUGCGGCAUUCGUCGUCCUCAUUGGAGUACGUAUGUGGCACUUUGUAUGGCGUCACCGCUUACCGCAAUUCCUGGUGCAACUUCUCAUUCGCUGUUUAAUCAAAGUGUCGUCCUUGGACGGGAGAAACAACAAUCGUCAAGUUUUGUAG
This is a messenger RNA of Peronospora farinosa, 1107 nucleotides long. Lineage: Eukaryota; Oomycota; Peronosporomycetes; Peronosporales; Peronosporaceae. The record is from the annotation of a GenBank genome assembly.